Molecule: messenger RNA, 7249 nt
Organism: Brassica napus (rape)
Lineage: Eukaryota; Viridiplantae; Streptophyta; Magnoliopsida; Brassicales; Brassicaceae
Product: dirigent protein 2
Exons: 1
Coding region: 6584-7156 (190 amino acids)
Source: RefSeq, a predicted model, not a curated record
CGCAGGUUAAUUCACUAAAAAAUAUAUUUAACUUAAAGGUUAGUUAUCCUUUGUUGCACAAUGUUUAAGGAAUGGUUUGCAAAUCUAUAAAUGUAUUUUCAGUGCUUGAUUCUCGGUUGCUGUAUCUGUUUAUUUAUUCUUGUUUCUGUAUUUGUGUGUCAGUUUAGUUGUUGAUUCUCUAUUUUUAUAUCUACUUCUUGAUUUUCUGUUUUUCCUUUGGCUAUGUUUUAUGUUUGUAGUUCUUCUUGAUUCUCUGGUUAUUCUUCUUGCUCUGUUUCUGUUUGUUAGUUCUUCUUUAUCAUCCAAAAGACAAAAUUGAUUUCACUGACUAUAAAUAAUUUAUGGUUGGAACUCCCAAAACCCAAAAUGAUUUUACAGUUUAUGCUUUGGUUACAUGUCUGUUCGUUUUCUGAUACUAAUUAUAACUGGACUUUAAAACCCUUUUGGAAAAUAUUUUAAAGUUUAUGUGUAGUACUGUAAAAUAUUUUCUUUUACUUGAAUGUUACAAUUAGUAUCAGAAAACGAGCAGACAUGUAACCAACAUGUUCUGGUUACCGUGGAGAGAAGAUGUAGGAACCUUAUUUUACUACCAUAGAACAAUUGAUAUUUGUAAAGAAUAAUAAGAACAUAAACUAAAAAUUCCAAUACCGAAAUAUAAAAAAUAAAGAAGAAUUGCAGAGUCGAGAUAAUUAAUCUAUUUCCUUAAAUCUUUAAACGCCCCGUAGUGUGACGGUUUUAUGGCGCUCAGAUUCCCAAGAUACAACUGCAGCAUUGUUUCUGUUUACCAUCACCGAAAAACAAAAUCUAUCGAACCUUUUUUUUUUGUGAUGUACUCUCAGACUCAAAAUAAAAAAUAUACUAGCAUAACUAUUCUGAGUAGAGGAAUGUGUUGGUGUGUGUGUUUUCUAAAUGGCUCACAAGCCUUUAUAUAGAAAAAUAAUGAGAAGCACAAGUUUCAUUUUUCAACACAAAAAUAAAACAUCCAUGGUGCACUAAUGGAGUUUAUAAUUCUUGUCAUUAUUAUGUAAAUUUAUUCCACAUUUUGACCAAGAAAUUAAAGAAUAAAAUUAUUAUUGUUUUGACCAAUUCAAACAAAAUAGUAUACUUUAAAAUGGAUUUCUUUUUUUUAUUUUAUCAAUAUAAAACAUUAACAUAUAUUUCAUUUAAGUUAAUGAACAUGAAGUCCAACUAACAAAUCAAAACUCAAAUCCAAGUUCAAAUAUCCAAUGAGUGUAUUUGCUACUUUAUAUAAGUUUCUCAAAUCACACACAUUAGACCUCCAUUUCUCAUUCAAAUAAAACUUCAUUUUUGACAUAUGAAUACACUAUUCAUAAUGUUCAAAAAAUAGUUCCAACAAUCCCCCACAUGAAUAGAAAUGACUCUAGACACUAGACAACUCCACAGACUUUCUAGACAAGACUGAACUUCCUAGACAAGACUCGACAAGACCUAACUAAGGACUUUUGAGAGUACAAACAAAAAAUCCACUGCAUGAUGAGUUGGUAGCAAUUUUUCAGCCUUGAACCAGUCAUUGUUAAUAGCUAUCGGAUUUACUCGGCCAGGAGGUGGCCAUGAUGUCUUGAACCCCCCGGGGUUUGGUGUAAACCUAGACAAUAGCUAUAACACAGCUUCAUUCUCUCACAGAACUAGGUUCUCUAUUGUGUUCAGUUUGGCCGUGAACAGUCCUGGUUAAUCAUGAGUGAACUUGGAGAAUAUAACAUUUCCUUCAUUCUCCUAGAAACGGCCCCAUUUCACACUCACAAGGUGAUUUGCCAUUAGCUUUGUUUAGAGGAGUAUCAUGUACUACUCCAUUCAUAUCUCAAAGCUAUGGACACAAAUCAUUAAAAGCUAAUGCUUAUCCUAUAUUCCUUACAUGUAGCACUGUUUAAUCAUCAUAGGAACUGAGUAUAGACCGAAGUCUUACAGUGCUUUUGGCAGAUUUAGUUUGACUUAGUUGUCUCCUUUAACCAACUUCUUGGGAUCUCCAGUCAGUUAGGUAGAGUUACCGCCAAACCUCAUCUUAAUUCACAGGCGACCCAUUCCUUUAGAUUAUAUUACAAUUUGAUCCAUGACACACCUUUAAUUUAAAGGAUCCUAGGUUGUCAUCACAGUGAACAUAAUCUCUUGAGAUUAGUCGAGAUCAAUUUGUUUAAUGAUUUUUGUCAUCUUUUAUUCAAGAUACAAUUAACCAUUAUAUACAAAACUCAAUGCAUGACACUAGUUUUUUUUUUUAAUCAUAUUGGGAUAACUAUCACUAAGUUCAUUUGACCUCUUGCCAACAACUUUAUAUGGUAAGCAAAGCUUCCCCCACAUUUCUUGAAAUAACUCAGAAUAUGCACAUUUGCAUUUAACAUCUCUUAAGAGUUUAGAAAGUUAAUCUACAACUCCUUUAGAUUUAAAUGAAUAAAAAGCAAUUUCGAAAAAUUAUUACAAUUUUCUUGAAAAAUGUGUUUCAUUCUUAUCAGGACACAUUUUAUAUACAACUAUUUUCAUAGUUCUCUCAAGUUGAUUUAUAAAUCUAACUUGUAUGUUUUGGAUCUUUUCCAAACACAUAUUUUGCUUCUUCUUUUUUUUUUUUAGCAAAUAUACAUAUCAUUACAAGAUAUUAUUUUUGCCAUCAAAACCAAUUUUAUAUGAUUAUUCUCAACCAUAUUGACUUUAAAAACUACAAUACACAUGUCAGUUUUAGUCAUGUUAGUCUGAAAAUUCUCAUUGUUUUUGCAUGAUCAAUCUUUUUACAAAUUGCAUUUAAGCAUUGAUGAAAUAUAAAUGUUUGAUCAAUAUCAACAAACAUUUUAUUUCCUAUGGCAAAUGAUUUAUAUGUGGUAAACCUCUCCCAAAUUUAUUUUGGGGCGUCGACUCACUAAAUCCAUUUCCAUCCAUACAACUUGAUCUCUCAAAGAUCAAAAUGCUUUUUAUAACUAUGGUAUCACCAUACUUGAAACUUGAAUUCUUUUUCAUUUCUCAUGGUCACACAUUUACUUAAUAAUUAAAUUAAGUUAUUCCAAGAAAAGAAAUCUGAAACAAGAAAUCAAAACGUUAAGCAUUCCUGAUAAUUAAAGCAAAUUAACACCAUCAACCCAGUCAAAGCACACAUUUUGACCAAUAUUAAAAAAACAAAAAAAACUGAUUAAAUAACCAUUCAGUCAAUCAAUUAAUUAUUAUGAAAAUUAAGAGUUGGCAAACCCCAUUCCAAAACGUUACCAAAGACGUUCAGAAAAUGGUUUUCAUUGUCGCCAUUAAAGGUCUUGAUGAUAUGAUCGCUUAAGUUUCAAAUUCCUUUUUCCGUUUGACGGAAAGAUGAAACCUGUUCUUAUGAAGAAUAAAAGAUAUCAAAUUCAUUAGCUCCAAAAUAUUAAUUAUUUUAAUCAAUCUAACAAAAAAAAAAAAUCUCAAAUAAUCAAGUUUCAGAAAUCAGAAGAGAUAAUUUCCCAACACCAAGAAUUCUCUAAUUCUUGUUUUUCAUAACCUGUUCUCAAAAAAUAACUUUUAACAAAUAUCAGUAUUGUUAGUGCAGAAGCAUAAACAAUAUUUAAAGAUUUAAGAGUGUAGGAACCUUAUUUUAGUACCAUAGGACAACUGAUAUUUGUAAAGAAUAAUAAGAACAUAAACUAAAAAUUUCAAUACCGAAAUAUAAAAAAUAAAGACGAAUUGCAGAGUCGAGAUAGUUAAUCUCUUUCCUUAAAUCUUUAAACGCCUUGUAGUGUGACGGUUUUAUGGUGCUCAGAUUCCCAAGAUACAACUGCAGCAUUAUUUCUGUUUACCAUCACCGAAAAACAGAAUCUACCGAACCUUUUUUUUUUGUGAUGUACUCUCAGACUCAAAAAAAAAUAUACUAGCAUAAUUAUUCUGAGUAGAGGAAUGUGUUGGUGUGUGUGUUUUCUAAAUGGCUCACAAGCCUUUAUAUAAAAAAAUAAUGAGAAGCACAAGUUUCAUUUUUCAACCCAAAAAUGAAACCUCCAUAGUGCACUAAUGGAGUUUUUAAUUCUUGUCAUUAUUAUGUGAAUUUAUUCCACAUUUUGACCAAGAAAUUAAAAAAUAAAAUUAUUAUUGUUUUGACCAAUUCAAACAAAAUAAUAUACUUUAAAAUGGAUUUCUUUUUUAUAUUUUAUCAAUAUAAAAGAUCAACAUAUAUUUGAUUUAAGUUAAUGAACAUGAAGUCCAACUAACAAAUUAAAACCCAAAUCCAAGUUCAAAUAUCCAAUGAGUGUAUUUGCUACUUUAUAUAAGUUUCUCAAAUCACACACAUUAGACCUCCAUUUCUCAUUCAAAUAAAACUUCAUUUUUGACGUAUGAAUACACUAUUCAUAAUGUUCAAAAAAUAGUUCCAACAGAAGAAGGCUCUUGGCACAGGAGUUUCAGGAAGGAGCAGACAAGGUCUCAACAUCAAGAGGAACGUGCUCGGAUCCCCGUAGCCCCAAGAAGUGAAAGAGUUUCCUGCAGUGAAACUAGGAUGGAAGUGGCAGAUGAAGGUGAGAUUCAGGUGCCGGUGAACCAACAAGUGGAGGACGAAAGAACACAGGACCAGAAACUCCCAUCCCCGACUUUUCUUGUUGAGUUAAAGGAUGAAGGUGAGAUUCAGGUUUUGGCACUCUCAAGAGUUACAUUGAACCCAUACACUUUUCCAACGCAGUCACUUUAUGCGAACAUGGAUUACCUAUUUUUGGAGGCUUUGUCCAUAAUUGGAAGAUCACCAGUUUGCUUGGAUUUUAUGGUAUAUAUGGAAAGGGCAAAACAACAAAGUCUUCAGUAACUUGGAUAUUGAUCCCAUAGAUACUCUUAAACUGGCGGAAACGGAGUCCUUACUUUGGGCCGAGGCGCAUAACUCACUUACACGAGAAAUCGACCAAACUCGUUCACCAGUAGAGGCGAUUAUAUCGGUUAUUCCAGGUCGAUGGUGUUUUACGGAUGGGUCAUGGAAAAAAUCAGGACACAUUUUCGGGACAAGGGUGGUACAACACACUGGAAGGUUUUGUUGGUUUAAUGGGAGCGAGAAAUACAAGAGCAAGUCAGUCGCCACUUCAUUCGGAGAUGGAGGCUCUUAUAUGGGCAAUGGAGUGUAUGAGGAAUCUACGACAAUUUAAUGUUACUUUGCAACGGAUUGUUCUCAGUUGGUGAAGAUAGUUUCAGAACCAGAAGAAUGGCCCGCAUUUACAUGUUAUCUAGAAGAUAUCAAGAUCCUGAAAAGAAUUUUUCACAGCUCAGAGCUCAUCCAUAUACCAAGGACGCAUAAUUCAAGGGCGGACAGUUUAGCAUGCAGUGCAAGAAAGCAACCCGCAUUUGUUCACCAUAUGGAUGCGGAGUUACCGGUUUGGUUUACAGAGUCUAUAUGAGUUUGUUUGUUGCUGACAAAAAAAAAUGUAACCAACACAUAAACUGUUUCAUGUAACAGUUUAUGUGUUGGUUACACUUCCUCCGUUUUCCUUUACUUGAUGAAAGUUAUUCCAAUGUCUAGUCUAUCCUUCUUUAAUUGUGGUAAUAUGUAAUUUACUUUCAAUCGUAAAUCAUUAAUUAGUCAAAUGCAAGGUUAAAUGAAGUCCAAAGUCAUUAUAUUAUGCAUAGGAUUUUGGAAAGCGUCAUAUAUUUUGACACAAAAUAAAAGUUCUAAAACGUCAUAUAUAACAAAACAGAGGGAGUAUAUAUUAAGAAAUGAAACAGAACUCAAAAUAAAUUGAAGAAAAAACAUUGACUAUUUGUUUUGGAGGAAAAAUGACAUAGAAGACGUGAGUUGGAUAAAGAUCCAUAUCCCUGGAUUAUAUGGUAUAUUUGGAAAGCAAAGAAUGAUAAAUUUUUCAGAAAAAUAGAUAGAGACCCCUUGGAAACUGUCUGACAUGCUGAAUUCGAAGCAAACAACAAGUAAGGGGAACAAACAGUUAGAAUAACCCCCAUAGCACAUAACAAAUUCAGAAAGAUGUCUAAUAGAUGGUUUAUGGACACAUGACGCAUUCUUUAGUGGUUAUGGAUGGACAUGGAAAACCUCAGGAGGAACAACUCAGCUAUUGGGAGCAAGAAACCAACGCCAAAGAAUCUCACCACUUUAUUCGGAGCUUGAGGCUCUUUUAUGGGGGAUGGAGUGCAUGCUUCAAUUAUCGACGUGUCAGUCUUUUGGCACCGAUUUUAAGGAUCUCGUCUCAAUGAUUCGAUUGUUUUUAUUCCUCGAACUGAAAAUAUAUCAUAUGAUUCAUUAGCUAAGAUAGUGAGAUCCUUUCAUAGGAAUAUAUAUUACAUUGGUUGUUCUAUUCCGGUUUGUUCCUCAGAACACUUCAAGUUUGAGUAAUAGAUCAGCCGUUCGAUAUAAAAAAAAAAUAAUAAAUUGAAGAAAAAACUUAUGGUUUUGGAAAAUAUUCUUUCAUGAAAAAAGAACAAAAGCAGAAUAAAAAACAAAAACGAAAGAUUGAAUCUCUAUAGCAGCUUCAAGACAAAAACAAGAAAUUGAUGAUGUAGCUUAUUCUUAACGAGUAAUGGUGUAGUUAUGUUGUGAAAGUAGUGGUUAUACCUAAAUCACUAAUCUAACUUUAAAACCCUUUGACGUUUGUUAAGAAAAAACAGGUAGAAACUCCUCUUGUAUCUCUUCUCCUCCAUCAUGCUAACUAGAAUCAUUUUCCUCAUCGCCGUCUCUACUUCUGUUAUCGUCGUCCUUCUACUUGCUUUAUUCUCGCCCGUUCCUGAUUAUGACCCACCAGAAUCACUAUUCUCCUUCUCUCUCUAUGUUCAGCAAACUCAAAUCCCGUCCUCCUCCUAUAUCUCUCGCAGGUCAAGUCAGCGCAUGGCCGAGACCCACCGCAGAGGAGGCGGAGGAGGAGGAGCAUUGAUUUUCCGGCGUACUCUCACUGAGGGACCCGAUAACAAUUCUCGGAUAGUGGGGAAAGCUGAGGGAUUUAUAAUCCCGCAUGAAGACUUUGCUAAUUCGAAUUUUAACGUUAUAUAUUUGACGUUGGAGAGUCCUGAGUACACGGGGAGUGUUAGUAUUAGAAGCAGAGACAUGGCACAUAAAUUGGAAGAGGUUAUGGAGGUUGUAGGAGGGACAGGAGCUUUUGCCUUUGCUCGUGGAAUUGCCAUGUUCGCUGAAGUUGGUGCUGAGGAAGAAGCUGUAACCACUUACCGUGUUAAACUUCUGCUUAGAUUUCCACAUACUUCUAAAAUCGAUCCACAAUGAUGGACACUUUUUGUUUUUACAUAUUAAUAAAUUUAUAUACGCAUUAAAUACUUAUUCUGUAAGAACAUUAGCAUUGGUGAACCCCCUUUGUUA